GUUAUGAAGAAAUGCCGGUGAGCCGACCAGCCGGCCUCCGGCUGGUGUUAAAGGUGGGCGUCGCACUCACUCCCGACCAUGAGCCCCGCUCGGUGACGCCGCCGCCGGCGGUCGCCCCACUCAGGUUCAGCAUGGCCGCCAUCAAUGAGGCUGAGACACAGCGGAAGGAGAAGAAACACAAGAAGAAAAAGAAGAAGGACAAGGACAGAGACAGGGAACGUCACAGACACAAGAAGGAGCGGCGUCACCUGGAGGCGGUGUGGGCAUGCGGCCUGGAGGAGACGUCGCGGCUAAGCUCCGGCACCGAGCCGCUCAGCCAGGGCACCGCCUCCUCUCCGGAGCCGCCGUCCGUGCCGCCGCUCGCCGAGGCCGCGCCCGGCUGGCCGCAGGCUGCCGAGCGGGAGCAGCGGCCGGCCAAGAGCUCGCUGCAGCGCUUCCUCGAGUACCUGCUCAAGGGCCUGGAGAAGAAGGACACGCAGCGGUUCUUCACGGCGCCCGUCACCGACGCGCUGGCGCCCGGCUACUCCAACGUUAUCCGCCACCCGAUGGACUUCAGUACCAUGCGCACCAAGAUCGAGGCCGACCGCUACCCCAGCCUGGCCGCCUUCCAGAUGCCAGCGGACUUCCGGCUGAUGUGCUCCAACGCCAUGGCCUACAACCGCGCCGACACCAUCUACUUCAAGGCGGCUAAGCGGCUGCUGCACAUCGGCUCCAAGAUGAUGAGCCCAGACAAGCUGGCCAGCUGCGCCGAGGCCGCCGAGCCGGUCGCCGAGCGACUCAGCGGGUUCAUAUUCAAACGGCCGUACGUUAGAUUAGAAAAGCUAGCUGGCGGCGCAGCGCUCGGCGCCUGCAAAAGCGUGCCGGAGCCGGUGGAUGAGGAGGCGGAGGCGGAGGAGAUCUUGCAGCAGGCGCAGGCGGCCGCUCGGCGUGCGGCCGAGAGGCUGGCCGCCCGGACAACGGUACCCAAGCUGGGGUUCCUGCGUCAGCGGCCAGAUGGCAGCACGUCGCUGUCGAUCCUGACCCCGGCGGAGGGGGAGAGCGGCGAGGAGAAGCCCGUGUCUCUGGGCGUGCUGACGGGCCGGCUCUCGCAGGGCACGGCCCACCCGGCCGGAUUCAGGGAGGACAAACGCAACAUCACCAAACCCGUGAAGCCUGUGCACCACGGGCCGUACGGCUCGUACGGGCCCUGCUACGACUCCGCCUUCGCCAACAUCAGCGUGGAAGAGUCCGAGCUGCUGGCUCAGACGUACGGCGACGAGACGUGCCAGCAGUACGCCCAAAGUGUGCGCCAGUUCGCGGAUGGGUGCUACAUGGCCACCGAGAUGGUGGACAACCUGCUGGACAUCCUGACGGACGGACGGCAUCGACCUGCGCAGCAGGUGCUCGAACAGCACCGCCAGCUGGCCAUGGAGGAGCGCCUGGUCAGCGCCGCCCUGGCGGCCGCCGUGGCAGCCCCGGCUGCGCCCACCGGCCAACAGGUGGACUUCGCGGCGCUCAAGUCGCUGUCCUCCCUCGGCAUCGACGUCAGCUUUCUGGAUGCAAUUGAGAGUGAGGAGCGACGUGGCCAGGAGGCGCCGGGCCGGCUGGACCAGACGUCCGAGCUGAUCGCCUCGCUGAGCGAAAUACAGCGGCGCCGCCUCAGUCAGCCGCCCGACACGGCACCGGCGGCGCCCUCGCAGCAGGAGACCGAGCUGGCGGACGCGGUAGUGGGUCGCCUGACAGCGAUGGCGCGCCAGACGGCCCCGGGCGAGCUGGCGCCGACAGCUGCCGUGCGCAAGGCGCUCGGCCUGGGCCCGGUCACCGGCAGUCCCGACAACCCCAGCUCGCACGAGGAGGUGGACGUGGAGGCCGUGUCUACGGCCGCCACGCCGGAGGUGCGCCGCCUGGACUCACCGCCCGGCCAGCCCGGCCUGCACGACCUGCUGGCCGACGUCUGACGUCACCGCCGCCGGCCGGGGGAUGUCACGG
Pollicipes pollicipes is the source of this 1968-nucleotide messenger RNA. Its product is annotated as bromodomain-containing protein 7. The record is from RefSeq and is a predicted model, not a curated record. Gene Ontology annotation, biological process: regulation of transcription by RNA polymerase II. NCBI's taxonomy places the organism in Eukaryota, Metazoa, Arthropoda, Thecostraca, Pollicipedomorpha, Pollicipedidae. The transcript is spliced from 16 exons. The coding region runs from base 12 to 1937 and encodes 641 amino acids. Gene Ontology annotation, cellular component: nucleus.